Molecule: messenger RNA, 6613 nt
Organism: Cyclopterus lumpus (lumpfish)
Lineage: Eukaryota; Metazoa; Chordata; Actinopteri; Perciformes; Cyclopteridae
Gene: slc5a5
Product: solute carrier family 5 member 5
Exons: 15
Coding region: 3673-5586 (637 amino acids)
Biological process (GO): sodium ion transport; iodide transmembrane transport
Cellular component (GO): membrane
Molecular function (GO): symporter activity
Source: RefSeq, a predicted model, not a curated record
UUUAUUUAAACUUUUAUUUAACCAGGUGAAUCCCAUUGAGAUUAAAAAUCUCUUUUUCGAGGGUGACCUGGCCAAGACAGGCAGCAACAUAAGAAACACAUAGUUACAAACGAAAAAACACAGAACAAGACAACUUAAAAGAAACUAAAAGUUAAGAGACAAGUGACAUAACCAAGUUAAUUUAAGAAACAUUUACAUUUUUGGGAAGCUGCCUCCAUUUCUUUCAUUUUAUUUUUAAAAGCACUAAGUGGAAUCAGUUCUUUGAGUUUUAAAUUAUUCUGCAACAUAUUCCAUGAUGAGGGUGAAGAGUACACAAAAGCCUUUUUCCCCAUUUCCGUUCUGGUAUUUGGGACGGUGAGCAUCAGGAAGUCCUGAGAACGCAAAGAGUAUUGUCCGACACUUUUCUGCAUGAUGAAGACACACAGGUAGUUUGGGAGUAGACCAAGGAUUGCCUUAUAAAUGAAGGUAUACCAAUGACAGCGCCUACGGGUGGCCAAAGCAGGCCAUCCUACCCGAGAGGAUAACUCACAGUGAUCCUCACAGGUCAUCAGCAUAAAAGUGACAAUUAACGUCCACCACAUUUUGGUCCAGAUUAUUUAUAUGAACAGUAAAUAAAAGUGGACCUGAUACAGAGCCUUGUGGCACACCUUUACAGACUGUUACAAUAUCAGCGAAUAGACCCUCAUACCUGAUGCACUGAGACCUAUUCUCAAGGUGAACCAAGUGACCGCUUGCUCCGAGAGCCCUAAGCUGAGGAGCCUCAGCCUUAAAACAUCAUGGUCAACUGUGUCAAAUGCUUUUGACAGAUCAAUAAACAGUGAUGCACAAUGUUGCUUCUUGUCAAGAGCAACAAUAAUGUAAUUUAUCACUUUCAGUGCAGCUGUAUAGUGCUUUCUUUUUUCUUGAAGCCUGACUGAUAGGUUGAUAGAAUGGCAUUGGUGUAUAAGAACUCCUUAAGUGGUUUGCUCACAAGAGCUUCGAGGAUUUUAGCAAGUACAGCUAAAUUAGAUAUAGUUAUUUUAAAUCGCUGCACCUAAACCUUUAAACAGUGGGAGAACAAAGGCAGAUUUCCAUUUCAAUGGUAUUUCGUUAUUUUUUACUGUCAGAUUAAAGAUAUGCAAGUGGCUCUGCAACAAAAUCAGCAGCCAAUUUCAAAAAGUAAGGGUCUAUACAGUCGGGCCCUGAAGGUUUCCUAUAGGCUUGUUAGGGCUUUAUGAACUUCCUGCACAAGAAAUGGGUUGAAGUUAAAAGGCUGGAACACCAGUACAAGGUUUUACAGACCUUGGACAACAAGAGUCAAACAGAGAGCCAGAAGAUAUGAAGUGUUUGUUAAAACAAUUCAGUGUCUCCAUUUUGUCAUGAACAGCGACAGAAUCCUUCAUAAUAAAAGCAGGAACAGCUUGUGAGUUCUUGCUCACAGAGAGGGAUUAUAUAAUUUUCCAAAAUGUCCUCGGAUCAUAUCAUUUUUCCACAGUAACAGACGAAUAAUAUUCAGAUUUUGCUUUCUUGAUAAAAGAGGAACAUUUCUUUCUUAGUUGCCGAAACACUAGUCAGUCAGUGGCAGAACUUGUUGUUCUUGCCUUAGCCUAAGCCAGGUUUCGCUCAUGAAUACUGUCUUCUAGAUCAGAGAGAACAAAGCUACUAAACUGUUUCAUUGUUCAGUUUCUAACAUGCGUUCAUACAUUCUCCCACUAACAAUGUCUCAUAUCCCUUUUUGUUGUUAUGGUUAUAAUUUUGAUCAUAAGAAUAUGCAGACAAUAAUUCAUGAAACACCACACAAUUCAGUACUUUCCUUUUGUAAAGGAAGGUCCAGUGUUUCCUAUGCUAAAGCAUCUAGUAAAGGAAGCAUUGAAGCACCUUUUGAGUCACUCCUCCCAGGCCGAUAUAGUUCAAAGACAGGACAGAUCGGAUACGGAAAGAAGGAAAAGGCACAACAUCGAGAAAUUAGAAAGUUCCAAGGGAAUGUAAGGUAUGUAUUGCUAGAUCCAGUUGGUCUACUUGCUGCGCCAUCCACAUCACAGAACUCUGAGAACAUGGAGUCAAUGCUGCUGUUCUUCUAUUUUAAUUUAACUUUAAGUACUUAUUUUGACUUAAUUUGUUUUAUUUAUUGUUUGCUUACUUCUUACCUCUUGUAAGGUAGAUUUGAUAGCAAUAUGUAUUGCUAUCAAAAGUUGAUUAAAAAAAACGUUAUUAAACAAUUUUCUUAAUGUGCAUUCCAAAGGUUCAAUUAGCCACUUUAACUUGUUAAGCAAAUAUUUAGUGGUUUCUGUUUCCAGCUCUACAAAUGAAUAUGUUCAUGUUUUCUUAGUUUACUUACUAUGAUGCGUAGGCUAUAUAAUAUAUAAUAUAUAGAAUUGUGUUGGUCAGACAAAACAUGGCAUUUGAAGUGUCAUGUUUGAACACUGGGAUAUUACGGUAUUGAAUAAAUCAAUAAAUUAAUCAGCAAAGGAAUACUACAACAUGGUACGAAUUAUAUAGACUUGGUAAUAGUUUAUACAGACUAUUAUAAUAAUAACUGUCUAAUUGUUCCUCUCUUUCCUCGCCUCCUUUUCCUAUCCAGCUCAUAAGCACACACACAAAGCAAUCAUGUCAAACAGUCGCGCGCGCGCACACUGGGCUGUAGAAAGCGUUUCAUUGUCAUGCGGGUCCUUACUCUUCACAAUGAGCGACCAUCAUUCUCCGUCUGAUCACACACUGUAAACAUCUAACUGCGCAACCUACCCCUACCCUUUCCUGCCCAUACCCUUUGACCGUACACGUCUGAGUAGUUUUAGGCGGCGGGGGGCGGCGGAGACAAGGGAACAUGUGCGGACGCCUCCUGCUUUAAAGACCGUGUUGGUCGGCGCUGUGAGCACAUCUUUUUCAGUGGAAGCAAUGGGACAUAUUUUGUUGGACCAAUGGUGAGUCUCUUAAAUUUUAAUUCAACAAUUUGUUAUAUAUUAUUCAUGCUUUACUUAAUGAAAGAAUAUUGUGGUUGGAGCAUACUGAAUUUCUUUUUCCCUAAAUGAUACCUUUAUUCACACUUGGAAAAAUAGUAUUAUUAGUUUACUUUUUUUUUUUUACAAUUAAAAAUAAAACAAAAGUAAUCAUCCAGUUUAUAUUUUGAUGACAAACAAUGAAUGAUGAAUGUAGCUCCUUUUUUGUACAAGAAAACUCCACAGGAUAACUCUAAAUGGUAAUUAACUACAUUCAUAGCAAUUAGACUCAUUCACACACACAUCAGGGGCUCCUAGGGGUUCAGUGUCUUACCCAAGGAUGUUCUUACAUAUAAGAUAAGAUAAUAUGUUAUUAGUCCCGCAGUGGGGACAUUUACAGGAUUACAGCAGCAAACAAGGUAAAGUUCACACAAGAUAGAUAUAUGUCAAGUAAAAUAAGUGAUAAUAAUUAAUAAACAGUAGAAAACAGUAAUAAUAAUAAUGACAACGUUGGUUCUACCUCCAGCUGACUCUGUGUCACUAGGGAAAUUACGUUAAGUAACUAUCAUUAAAAGUUUUUAUUUUUUUAUUUUUUUACUUUAAAUCCGUAGUAAUAUUGGAAAUUGUAACACCCAGUGAUACCCCACUUUUACAUUUGACCACCAACUGUCACGAGGGAAAACUAUCACAUUUGAGAUUUAUAAAUCCUAUAUAGUUAUCACUAAGAAUAAAAUACAUAAAUGCCCAGUGUCAAUCAAUGUAUUGUCACAUAUACUUAUAUCCUAUUCACAGAUCAAUUAAACAUCUGGAUCCACCAAAUUACAAGGAAGUGGGCAAUACAGUAAACAUGAUGGAGGAGCAGUCUACAGGCUUCACCCUGGCCGACUACGCAGUCUUUUCUGUCAUGUUGUUGGUCUCUAUGGCCAUCGGACUCUUCCAGGCCCUGAAGAAGAGGCCAGAGGACGCCACCGCUGAUGACUUCUUCACCGGGGGUCGGAGCAUGCCAGCAGUGCCUGUCGGGCUGUCGCUGUGUGCCAGUUUUAUGUCAGCAGUCCAGGUUCUGGGUGUUCCCGCCGAGGCUUCUCGCUAUGGCUUUAAAUUCCUCUACAUGUGCCUCGGACAAAGCAUCAGUUCCCUGCUAACGGCUUACUUUUUCAUGCCAGUUUUCUUUCGACUGAACAUCACCAGCACCAAUCAGUAUCUGAAGAUGAGAUUUGGCAGAGGGAUGCAGCUGUUGGGGAGUAUCCAGUUUCUGGUGGCAACGCUGCUUUACACAGGGAUUGUCAUCUAUGCACCUGCCUUGAUCCUCAACCAAGCUACGGGACUGAAUAUGUGGGUGUCUCUGUUUUCUUACUGGAAUCAUUUGCACCUGUACACAACGCUUGGUGGCAUGAAAGCUGUGAUCUGGACUGAUGUGUUCCAGAUUAUAGUCAUGUUGGCUGGCUUCGUAGCCAUUUUCAUCCACGGGACAGUUCUGAUUGGCGGUCCUGCAGUGAUGCUGGAAAUUGCCAAAAAUGGAUCACGCAUUAAUUUCAAUGAUUUUAGUGUUGACCCGCGGCAGCGCUAUAGUUUCUGGAGCCUGUCUGUUGGAGGUGCAUCGGUUUGGCUGUCCAUGUACGGGGUAAACCAAGCACAAGUCCAGCGCUACAUCGCCUGCAGAACAGAAAGAGAUGCCCAGUGGGCGCUGCUCGUGAAUCAAGUGGGUCUGUGCCUCAUUGUGGGCAGUGCAGCAACCUGCGGCAUCGUCAUGUUUGCUUAUUACAUCAACUGUGAUCCACUGCAGUCUGGGAGAAUUUCUGCCCCAGAUCUGUACAUGCCGUACUUUGUGUUGGACAUAUUCAGAAAUCACCCUGGAUUUCCAGGUCUUUUCCUUUCCUGUGCAUACAGUGGGACACUGAGCACGGCCUCCACAAGUAUCAAUGCAAUGGCUGCAGUAACAAUGGAGGAUCUGCUGAAGCCUCGUCUGCUCCUCAUGACCCAGAAGAAAUUGAUACUCGUUUCGAAAGGACUGUCGUUCCUGUACGGAGUUAGUUGUAUCACAGUAGCUGCUCUCGCUUCCUUCCUGGACUGGGGAGUUCUCCAGGGUUCGUUCACCAUAAUGGGUGUGGUUAGUGGUCCAUUACUGGGUGUAUUCAUUUUGGGGAUGUUUGUCCCAGCAACAAACAGGCUGGGGGCGUUCAGUGGAAUCUUAGUGGGCUUCUGUGUCUCUCUGUGGCUGGCUAUCGGUUCAAGUCUUUACCCUCCCAGUGAGGAGACCAUGGGUGUGUUGCCCAGCUACGCAGGCGAGUGUGGACCCAGCAACAUCACCCUGAACAGCAGCCCUCCCCAGAACCAGCACUCCAUCUCCACUCUGCAUUACCCCGACGACCAGGGGGGCUUGCUUAACUUUUACGCCCUGUCCUACCUCUACUAUGGUGCCAUGGCAACUAGUUCGGUUGUUCUAGUUGGGCUGAUAGUGAGCUAUGCAACAGGACCAACAAAGAGGAUUCAUAUUAAAGAGGGUUUGUUAUGGUGGGAUCUGAACAAAAAGCAAGUAGAGGUCCCCUCAGCGCACAGAGGAGACGAGGUAACAGAUAAACCACAGCUUGUGCCUUUGAGGGAAAUGCAUAUAGAAGACACAAAGAAGAAGAACCAGCAGAUACUGAAUCACCACUCAGAGUUUAGGUGUUAAACAUGUUUUUUAAAAUUCCAAAUAACACUAAUGGGAGGUUUUCCUCUCCAGUGGCAGUCAGGAUUUUUAUCAAAACAUUUGUAAACACUCAAUUCAACUCUUAAUUCCUUAAGUGUCUCUUUUUAAGUAUGCUCCACGUUUGGAGCUAUGUUUGAUUAGACAAGAUUUUAAUAAAGAAUGUUAAUCCUGAACAUGUUAUUGGGUCUUUUAAUGGGUUGUACAGGUCUUUAUUGUUGUGCCAAGAAAGGUAAAGACUCUAAUCACAAACCCUCAGAUGUUAUUUGAAUUCCUGUAACGCGAAAAGCUCUUUCAUUCCAACAUGUUCCAUAUCUUUAGCAAUGUACACCUGCACUUCAACCAGUGUAAUUGGAUAUGGGACGGGUGACCUGGGGUAAACUGUGUGUGUGUGCUUGUUUCAUGUUUAAGUUCAUGUACAUUACCUUAAAUGGACAGUAAACGUAGUUUUUUUUUUACAUUAAAAACAAGAGAUCUGUUGUGCCUGUGAUACCUGAUAUGGCUUUCUGUGAACUGCAGGAAACAUUGUAACUCUAUUGUAUCAUUUCAUAAUAGGUCUUUAAAAAAGUCUAUAGUUCAUAGGUAAUUACUUCAGUUCCCACACGCCCGGCAUCAGUUGAGACCUGCAGUAGAUGGCAUCAUUACUGUCUUUUUUAUUGUCUAUUGCCACAGUUGCGGCUGGUUUCAACUAGUGUACACUACCAAGUACAACUACCAGUGGUAUUAGCAGUUUUCAACACCGUUAAUCUAUUUCAAGUAGGUUUUAUAAGAAUACAUUUCAUUAGUAUUGUUCUGUGGAGGCUUCCUAGACAACGCCAUUGGUAGACAGCUCAUCAAGAUAACUGCUUGUUUCAGUUUGUAAUCAGUCAGGAGGAUCCAGUUUAGUGAAUUUGUAAUCCGUGUCAAAUUAACACAUACACAAAUACAGUAUAUAUUGGGUGCAUCAAACUUGGAAUAGUGUUGCAAACAUAGAUGAAGGGUAACAAGUCGUAUUACUGUUAAUAUCUAGAUA